Messenger RNA from Drosophila yakuba, 4005 nucleotides. RefSeq names its product flocculation protein FLO11. NCBI's taxonomy places the organism in Eukaryota, Metazoa, Arthropoda, Insecta, Diptera, Drosophilidae. The record is from RefSeq and is a predicted model, not a curated record. Bases 148 to 3216 code for a protein of 1022 amino acids. Gene Ontology annotation, biological process: regulation of DNA-templated transcription. The transcript has 5 exons. Gene Ontology annotation, cellular component: nucleoplasm.
UCUUAUUGCUUUAUUUUAUUAGGAAUAGCAAACCAUUUAUCCGUAUUUUUUGAAUUAGCGACUUAAUCCUGCGUUGGCCAAAGCUUAAGCAACCGGAAAAGCACGGGAUCGCCGACGGCCAAGGACGUAAAUCACGGGAAAGUCGGGAUGUGGCCGCAAACGCUGGAAAUGUCGCGGGACGAGUGCCGAGGCAUGCUGCGUCGACUGGAACUUGAGUCCUAUUCGCAUGUGGUGAGCGUUUUUCGCGCCCAAGGAGCCCUCAGUGAAACCAAGGCGAAACUGCUCGAGGAGCUGCGCCAGCACUUCCACAUCAACCAGGAGCGCCAUCGGGCGGAAGUGCGGAGGGCGGCCAACGACGAGCAGCUCUGCACCAUAGCGGAAAACGUUUGUGGGCCCAACACCUGGCAGGAAUGGUCGCGCGAGGGACGUCGCCCUUAUCCCCUGCUUCCCAGGAUUAGUCCACAAACUGCUCUGAGCAUCGUUGCCAAUGACCUGGCGGCCAAAGCCUGUGAGGAAAACGCCAAAUUGGCGGCUCCGGCCGAAACGGCGGCCCACUUCGGAGAAGCCCUCGUGGAGCAGGCCUCGCUGAUGAGCCUGAAAUAUCCGCGUGGUUCCCGGACCCAGGAUACCACCAUGGUGAUCAUGGAGGAGCCGUUCAAAGUUCCCGAUGUGCCCAACGAGGUGAAGAAAAUGACACAGAAGCGCAAGGAGAACGAGAGCGGAAUGGACGGCAAGCCAAACAAGAAGAGGCACAUGCAGCAACCACAUCCGCAGCAGCCGCAUCUGCCGACCUCGCAGCUGCAGCAGCAGCAACAGCAGCUCAAUCCCAACUCCAAUCCCGGCGUGGAGGAGGCGGACCCUGUGCCCCCAGAGAAGCGGCUAACUCCGCGAACGCUACAGCAGCGCUACUUCUACCAGCAGCAGAUGAAGCACAAGCAGCGGCUGGCCAGCAAACGGAAUCUUAGCAACAGCCUGGGCGGGUCACCCUCCACGCAGUCGGGCAGUCCCUUGGGGGGCAGGAACAUGGCCUGCGCUGGGGGAGAGCCUUCGGCAGCAAAGCGAAUAGCCGCACCCGCCAAGAGCGGCAGACGAGCGCAGAAGCAACUGCAACAGCAGCUGCAACAGAAGUUGCAGCACCACCAGCAACAGAAAGUAUUAAUGCAAGCGCAGGAGUCGGUGCCCAAUCACAUGGUGGUGCAGCCGCACGUGGAGUAUGUGCUGGAUGAGGCGCUCAAAACGCUGGCGGCAUCAAAUCCCUCGACGCCCACCCACACGCCCACGCCCACAUCCACAGCCACUCCUCCAUACACCAUCCUGAACGAGCCGAGGCCACUGGUCACGCUGAAGCCACUGAAGACCAUUAAGCCCGUGAUCUAUGGACCGCAAAGUGGUCUGGCGUCCGCCGAAAUUGGAUCGCCCACAACGCCAGCCUCGCGGGGAUUCGCCAACUCUCCCAUAGUGUUCAAGGAGAAGCUGCAAACGACACCCGUGCCGGUGUCCACGCCAGGUCAGGGUUCGCCCACCAAGAAGUUUGUGGCGGAGGAACGACACUCGGAUGCGUUGCCCGCUGCGGCCACUGCACCCACGCCCAUUUCCACCGCGAAUCUUCCAUUGGCGCCGCAGAUAAUCAGUGUUCAGAAGAUCCCGGCACCUUCGAUGGGCGGUAAGCUGAGAGCAGCCGUGGCCUCGCCCACCAGUUCCGCCAACUCCACGCUCCUGUCACCGGGCGCCAAGACAACGCCCAAGAAAUUCAACAUCCUUGAGGGCGAUGCCAAGCCCAAGACCUUGCCCAGUUCGGCGGUCCGCCUGCUGCCGUAUACGGAACCCAUUGGCGGUCCUUUGUCGCCACUCAAGGACUCCAGGGUCACUCCUUUAAGCAGCGCCUCCACCGUCAACAUCAUCAAGAAUAUACCAGCUAGUAGUUUAAACAACACAUUGAUCACUCCGCUGCCCUCGGCCGGAACCACAAUGUCGGCGAAUCUCUUCAGAGCGAAGGUAACGCCGCCGAUCAAAGGAGCCAGUGGUGCUGCCGCCGGCGCAGCCGUUAUUGGUGCCGCAGGAGCAACAGGAAUCGGUGCAGCAGGUGCUGGACCUCAGAUUCUAGGGAACAUCAAGCUAACCAGCAGCUCGGGCGGAGCAGCCACCAUCAAGCAGGUGCCCAGCAGUGCCCUGCGGAACAUAAAGAUUUGCUCACCCAAUGGCAAGCUAUUCCUGCAGCCGGGUAAACUGCCAGCUGGCAGCAUUAUUCACAAGUUCAAUAACGCAAGCAGCACUGCGGUAUCUGCAGCGGGGGGAGUGGUGACCACCACCACCACUGUGUCGCCAACAAAUCUGGCGGCGCGGGAGCAGAGGAUCAGCAUACAAAAGAUACUGCAGCCGGCGACAGGAAGCGCGAGCAGCGGAAGCAGCAGUCCCACCACCACCACGACGACCAUAUCCGGCUUGACCUCCAGUGCCAAGCAGCCAAGUUUGGGCAGCAAACCGACCACACUGACCUUCGCCACUGCGGGCGGUGGUAAGAAUAACCUGGUCUUCCUGCCAGCGAGUGCGGCGAGUGGAAUGAGGGCACUCACGCUGGCCACAAAGCCCAAAUCCAAUGUGCUGGUCAUCGGCGCAAGCACCUCUCCAGCGCCCACAACCAGUGCGGGCUCAUCUCCCAAUCCCUCGGGCGGUGCAAAGCCCAAAGCCAACCAACUCAUCACGGAGGACACACCCAUCGAUAUCAUUAACAUGCCCAUCAUUGUGGCAGACAACGGCACCGCUGCGGAGCUCAAUCAGGCGUCGGUAAAGAACUCCCCUCUGGUGGUGUUCAAUGCCACCGAUUGGGAGAUGGAGCUGGAUCAGGCGGCCACCAAGUCUGCCACCACACCGAAGCAAAAUCUGGACGAUGUUAUCAUCGAGGAGGACGAGGACGCCGAGGAGGAAGCUGGGGAGCGCAGUGAGCAGCCAUCUACCAUGGACCUGAACAAUAGCAUAAUUGAGCUGCACCCGGAGGAUGACAGUGCCAUCGAGUACGUGGACAUGGACCUGGAGCAGCCCAUUGAGAUCGAGAGCACCAGCAACAUAUCGCCAGAGACGACCACCACCACCACCACCACCGUGAAGGCAGCCAUCGUCUCGACGUCGCCACAGCAGCCGAAGCAGAAGCAGAAGCCACUGGAACAUCCACUGGGAGCAGGAGGAACAGGGAGCAGCGCAGGAGCAGCUACCCAAUAGAUCGGUUGUCCAAUCAGCAAUUAAGUUACCUUAAACGAUCCCCAUUUCGAGAUAUUCGAGUGAGAGAACGCACACACCACACACCCACACUCACACACACACAGCAGACCCGGUUUGAAUUAGGUUUAGUUGGUAGUUUAGCGUCAAUGUCGAAGGUUUUCCCACUUAUUUCUAAUGAUCGCAACCCGCAGCCUUGGAGCAAAGUGCAAGAUAAUCGUAAAAAGUUCUCUAUGCUUGUGUUUGUGGAACGUUGAAACGCUCGCAAUAGUUAAGUUGCCAAAUCACACAAACCACCAUUGUUCUAAACAUAGUAUCGUAUAGUGAAAAGUAUACCCUGGAAAUCGUGUUAGUUCUAGUUUUACGCGCGCCCAUUUCAUUCGCCUGCAAUCUGCGGAGCCUGGAAUCGAUCACCCUCUCUCCUGUAAAUAGGGCAGAUGCCUCUGCGGACUACCUUAAUUUGUAUAGCUUGUAAAUAGAUUCCACACUUCGCCCCAACCCCAACCCCAAACUCAACCUCUCACCCUCAACCUUUGCCUAGCAUAAUUUCAUUCUAAUUUAGUUGCCUAAGUUAGUUGCGAAGAAAGCGAAAAUGUACACAAACAAAUUCGAGCAGCGCGCAAGAAAGCGAUGAAAUUGUUUAAAUGUUCAACUUGAAAGAUUCUUAAUUGUAUGAGAUUAUAGACCCUAGUUGACCCAACCACGAACAUGUAAAUAUCUGAUGAAUUUCGAAAUGCAAACCCCUAUCGCACAUAUAAAUAUACACAUGUAUAGACCUAGUUCGGCUAAGAA